AUGGAUAAUCAAAAUAAUAAUAAUGCAUUGGCAAAUGGUGAUAGUCAAUUUACGAUGCCAAAAGUUAUAGAUUAUCUACAAAAUGAAUGGUUAAAAUUUGAAGUUGAUAGAGCACAUUGGAUAUCUGAAAAGGCAGAAUUAACAAAUCGUAUAUUAAAAUUAGAAUCAGAAAGAAAAUUAUUUGAAUCACAUAAAUUCGAUUUAUGUAGAAGAGUAAAGAUGUUAGAAUAUGCAUUACAACAAGAAAGAUUAAAAAAUAAUUCAUUAUUACAACAACAACAAAAGGUUAUAGAAAAAGUAGAAGAGGAAGAAGAGGAAGAUGAUAAAAUACCUAAAAAUAGAGAACCACCAAAGAAAUCAAAAGAUAAUACAACUAGAUUAAUCAUUAGAAAAUAUUUAAGAGAAAUGGGUUAUAACGAUUUAAUUGUUUCAAAAUCUUUACAAACUGAAUUUGAAAAUGAUUCUCAAAAUAUCGAUAAUGAUACAACUAAUACAAUUGAUGAUACAAAUGACACAACUGUAAAAACAAUAUUAAAUUUAAAAGAUAUUAAUAAUAAUAAUAGUAAUAAUAAUAAUAAAAAUCAAACUACAACUACAACCACAACAUCACCAUCACCAUCACCAUCACCAUCAACAUCAACAUCAACAUCAACAUCUUCAAAUAAAACAGAUAAUACAACAACAACAACAACCAAUGGUAAUGGUUAUAAUAGUAAUACGAUAAUAUCACCACCAUCAUCAUCAUCAUCAUCAUCAUCAUCAUCAUCAUCAUCAUCAUCACAAUCACAACCACAACCACAAUUACAAUCAUCAUUGAGUGAACUAAUAAAUAAUACAACAGAUUUAUCACAAUCAUUAGAUUCACUAUCAUCAGCAUCAUCAGGUUAUGAAUAUGAUUCAUUAUUAGAUAAUUUAAAACAAUUAGAUAACAGUAGUGUUAGUAGUAAUAGUGGUAAUAAUAGUAUCAACAGUAGUAGUGAUUCAUUAGAUACAUCAAAACAAUCACAAGAAGACCCAAACAAUGUAACAAUAUCAAAACAACAACAACAAGAACAACAACAACAACAAGAAUCGGAUGAACAAUCAUUCAAUUCAUUUAAUGAAGAUAUAUUUAAUAAAUUAACAGCAAAUUCUAAAGGUAGAAUGAAGAUAAAAGGUUUAGGUAAUUUAAAGAAUUAUAAGAAGGAACAUAUGGGUGAAGAAGGUAAUUUAUCAUUACCAGAUCAAAAUACUGAAGAGAAAUCAACACCAACAACCAAAUCAUCAUCAUCAUCAUCAUCAUCAUCAACAGGUAGUACUAGAAAGAAGAAAUCAUCAUCAUCAAGUUCAUCAGGAUCAUCAUCAUCAAAUUCAAAUACAAUGAAUUCAGAAUUAAUGGGAUUAGGAGCAUCAGAUUUAAAUGAUAUCACAUUGGAUGAUGGAUCAAAGGGUGGUAAUGAUUCAGCGGCACCAAGAGUUUGGAAAUUUAAACAUUCAUUGAAAUCACAUUUCGAUGGUGUACGUUCAAUCCAAUUCCAUCCAAAUGAGCCAAUAAUGAUAUCGGCAUCAGAGGAUAACUCUAUAAAGGUUUGGAAUUUGAAUCAUUUAGUUCCAACAAAGAAAUCACCUUCACCAGAGAUUGAACCACUUUACACUAUUCGUGGUCAUACUGGUCCAGUGUUUACAAGUGAAUGGAAUCAAAUCAAUGGCGAAUACUCAAAUUAUCAAUCAUUCUUUAGCGCUGGUUAUGAUAUGAUAAUUAGACAAUGGUCAUUGCCUUCAUCAGAUAUCGAUUCCUAUCUUCAACAUGGUAAAAUACUUCCAUACUUGGAGAAAGAGUUUAUAGGUGGUCAUCAAGAUGGUAUUUGGGAUCUAUUAUCUAUACCAAACACACCAAAUCUUUUGUCAUCAUCUGCUGAUGGUACUGUUUCACUUUGGAAUACAACAACUAGUGAACAAUUAUAUACUCUCCAACAUAGCAAUGGUUUAUCAUAUAUUCCAACCUCUAUAGCAUUACCUGCAACUGAAAAUAAUAGAAAACUUUUAACUUCUUAUAAUGAUGGUUCAAUAUUAUUAUUUGAUUUAGAAACUCAACAAAUUAUAUCACAAUUAAAACAAGGUAGUAGUAAUAAUAAUAAUAAUAAUAAUAAUAAUAGUCAAAUUAAUAAAAUUGUAUCACAUCCAUUUAUGCCAUUAGCAAUGACUGGUUCUGAAGAUCAUAAAAUUGAAUUUUUCGAUCUAAAUAGUAAUACCGUUGUUCAUUCUAUGAUCGCUCAUUCAAAUUCAAUCUCAUCUUUAACAAUCGAUCCAUCUGGACUUUAUAUUGCAAGUUGUGCUCAUGAUUCCUCUAUUAGGUUUUGGGAUAUCUCUUCAAAAACUUGUAUUCAAGAUUUAAAUUCUCAUCGUCCAAAAUAUGAUGAAUCAAUUCAUUGUAUAAAAUAUCAUCCAAAUAAAGGUUAUUUCGCUUCUGGUGGUGCAGAUUCAGUAAUUAGAAUAUUAAAUUAA
Messenger RNA from Dictyostelium discoideum AX4, 2484 nucleotides. It is a transcript of the gene strn, whose product is annotated as WD40 repeat-containing protein. NCBI's taxonomy places the organism in Eukaryota, Evosea, Eumycetozoa, Dictyosteliales, Dictyosteliaceae. The record is from RefSeq and is a predicted model, not a curated record. Bases 1 to 2484 code for a protein of 827 amino acids. Gene Ontology annotation, cellular component: membrane; cytoplasm. The transcript is spliced from 2 exons.